CUAACAGACGGAGUUACGAAGUCUUUUUGGGAGAGAAGAAAGUAAAGGAAAAUCAUGGGAGCAGAAGAAGAACCUCAACAGCAAGGGAACGGACGACCGAGGCCCAAUCCGAUCACGGAGGCUCAGUUCCUCUCUUGGAAGCGCCAGAAGGAAGCAGAUGUAUCUGCUAGGAGAGCUGAAGUAGCUAGGAAACGAGCCGAAGACAUAGCUGCUGGAACAGUGCAGAUGAAUGGCCGUGAGCUUUUCUUGCAUGAGCCAUGGGUAUUUGACAACUCGCGUUACUGAGGUACCACAGCUGAAUGUGGCUUAAGUAGAACAAAGAAUGAGUUGAUCCAAUUGAAACAGUGGUUUGUUCUGCAGCCAGUGAUUGAUUAUAGAAUAAUGCUCAUAUGCUAUUGCAAGAAUGGUCAGCUCCAGAUUUUUUUUUUUGUUUGACAAUUUCAAUAUUAUAUCUCAAAUGAUUUGUCUAGCAUGGAAUAGGAAAAUAUUUAAUAUCAGUGUCUUGAAUCUUCUUUGUUGAAUGCUGUUUGCAUCUUGCUUUUGCUUUAUGGAUAUAAUGCUAAUUGGUACUGUCCCCUCUAUGCCCUAUGCUAUUCAGAUCUUGUUUUUGGUACUUAAUGAAGAAGUUAGUGUAUC
Messenger RNA from Rubroshorea leprosula, 636 nucleotides. Lineage: Eukaryota; Viridiplantae; Streptophyta; Magnoliopsida; Malvales; Dipterocarpaceae. The record is from the annotation of a GenBank genome assembly.